AUGGACUGUGACCUAGUUAAUAAGUGUCUUGAUCUCAUCCAUACCCUAGAAGGUACUGGUGCCAUGGUCCAUUUCAUCUGGAUACCCUCUCAUGUGGUUAUUCCGCUAAACGAAAAGGCAGACCGCCUUGCUCAAUGUGCCCUUCAAGAUGACACAGUUGACCUUGGCACUGAGUACACUCUAAGGGCACAGUGCCUGGAUAAGAUCAAGGAGGGCACCAAAAUCCCUCCUCGCUGCUGCAAUUGUGGGGAUGACCACAACGUCCACUCCACCCUCUGCACUGUCAGGCCUCGGCCCCAAAGGGAGCCUGCCACGGAUGAGGUGAGUCGGCCCAGGCUUGUGUUCCGCCAGGCUCCACCUCCCCAGACCAACGCCUGGGCAACGAAGCCCUCCUUCUCGGCCGCUGCCCCUCCCUUGUCCCAGCCUUCCUGCCCCACCACUGGCACUUCAACCACACCUGCCGUGUUCCCACCUUUGCCGCAGCACACUGCUACAGUGCCCCAGGCAGGCAACACUCAGGAACUGCCUGCCACCGACGCUACCCAGCAGCUAAUGGCGGUGGUGAGUGCACUAGGCGCCAAAGUGGACAACCUGACUGCAACAGUCUCUGGUCUUAGUACCGAGUUUGCUGCCUUCAAGAACCAGCAGCACACAGUAUGCAGUGGGACCGCCACUGUGGCCCCAACCCCAUCCCUAGCCAGUGGUGCUCAACAGGGCCAAGGAGAGAGUGCCGUGUGUCAGCAUAGCCUGUGCGACCCACCCAAGAAAAAGGACAAUGCUGCAGGGCAAUGUGCAACUGCUGCUGCACCCACACCGAGGAUGGAUACCCCUGCCAAGCCAGUCAAGGGAGCCACACGACAGCCCCGGAGCCCCUCAGGGAUGGCCCUGCUCCCCCCUGCUUCAGAAAGCAAGUGA
Molecule: messenger RNA, 915 nt
Organism: Portunus trituberculatus (swimming crab)
Lineage: Eukaryota; Metazoa; Arthropoda; Malacostraca; Decapoda; Portunidae
Product: mucin-7-like
Exons: 3
Coding region: 1-915 (304 amino acids)
Molecular function (GO): nucleic acid binding; RNA-DNA hybrid ribonuclease activity
Source: RefSeq, a predicted model, not a curated record